Molecule: messenger RNA, 3224 nt
Organism: Amphiprion ocellaris (clown anemonefish)
Lineage: Eukaryota; Metazoa; Chordata; Actinopteri; Pomacentridae
Gene: rab12
Product: RAB12, member RAS oncogene family
Exons: 6
Coding region: 180-911 (243 amino acids)
Biological process (GO): regulation of exocytosis; cellular response to insulin stimulus; protein secretion
Cellular component (GO): plasma membrane; endosome; synaptic vesicle
Molecular function (GO): GTP binding; GTPase activity
Source: RefSeq, a predicted model, not a curated record
AACGACGUCACAGCUCCCCGGCGUCUAAUGGCUGAACAACAACAAACUGUCGGCUGAAAAACUUUACGAACUUCUUCACACACAAAGGAAAGUUAGAAACAGCUUCGCGUUUUCGUCGCAUAUCACUUCAGGUGUCUUUGUUUGUUCUUUUUUUAAAAUCACAAAUGUGGAAUUACUAAAUGGAUCCCAGGUAUGACAUACCGCGGAGGGCCGCCGGUGGCGGCGGCGGGGGCUCCGCGAACUCGUCCCCCGCUCUGGGCUCUCAGUCCCGCCGCAGGAAGAUGCCUCCCAGACCCGCUGAUUUUAAACUGCAGAUUAUCAUCAUCGGCUCCCGCGGCGUCGGUAAAACCAGCCUCAUGGAGAGAUUCACCGACGACACUUUCUGCGAAGCCUGCAAGUCGACCGUAGGAGUCGACUUCAAAAUCAAGACAGUGGAGUUGAGAGGAAAGAAGAUCAGACUACAGAUUUGGGACACUGCUGGCCAGGAGAGAUUCAACAGCAUCACAUCGGCCUACUACAGAGGAGCUAAGGGAAUAGUGCUGGUGUAUGAUAUCACAAAACAGGAGACUUUUGAUGACCUGCCCAAAUGGAUGAAGAUGAUAGACAAGUACGCCUCAGAGGAAGCCGAGCUGCUGCUGGUCGGGAACAAGCUGGACUGUGAGACUGAUCGCAUCAUCACCAGACAACAAGGAGAGAGGUUUUCCUCUCGAAUAAGCGGCAUGCGCUUCUGCGAAGCUAGUGCCAAGGAUAACUUUAACGUGGAUGAGAUCUUCCUGAAGCUCGUGGAUGACAUCCUCAGCAAGAUGCCUCUGGAAGUUCCCAACAAGGAGCUCUCCAACAGCGUCCUGUCGCUGCAGCCCGAGCCGGAGGUGCCGCCGGAGUUGCCCCCGCCCCGCAUGCGCUGCUGCUGAGAUCGGUCCCCCAUCCUACACAACACAACACACGCAGAACACCAACGUGGCCACCAGGGGGCAGCACAAAGCAGCAGAUUGAGAUUAUGGAAAGCUGCUGCAUGGACUCUGAAACAAACAGUAUUAUCUCCCCCCCCAAACACUAACACUUACCCCACUGAAUCACCCCCUUCCUUCGUGUCUACACUCGACCCAGACUACCUCAUAGCUCUGACGGUUAGGCUAGCCAGGUGCCUUCCAGGUAGAGAGCCCUCUGGUAGCAGCUGCACAUUUUCUAAAGAGGGAGCAGUUCUCUUCCUGUUUUCACACUAAGUCUGACACCUACUGUUGUCUCGCCAUUAAAAGGGGUAAAAACAUCCAGCUUGGUUCAGAUUCUGGGUCUCAUAGGUACAGUAGUUUCAUGUACUUAUUAGCAGCUGUUGUUGACUUGAGGUAAAAGAAAAGCACACGGUGUAAAUAUAACGACUGGACACGGUGGCUGUGAGGUGGGGAUCAUAUCGGUUUCUGUUGCUUUUUAGUUUUUGACUUAAGUAUUAAACGUGGCUGCGAUUCAAAACAUGUAUAAAUAGUUUUUGCACUACAGUCCAUCUUCCCGGAGUUAAGCUGGAAAGCACACGACUUGUAGUUUAGCACUAAUAAAGAUCAACGUCUGACGAAGACGCAAGGACAGAUGGAUAAUGUAGUCUUUUAUUUUGAGGGAUUGGUGUUCGUACAGGGGCGUUCUCCAUGUGUGUGACCGGCUUUUUGAACACACAUACGUGGUUUGAGCCUUUGUUUUUGUUACUAAUAUUUCAUUUUCUUCCUCUGAGUUCAGAUGGAGGUUAACCCUCCUGUUGUCCUCAUUUACGGGCACCAAAAAAUAUUGUUUCCUUGUCUGAAAAAAAUUCCCCAAAUUUCUGAAAAUUUGCAAAACCUUCAGGAAGAAAACUCCAAUAAUUCCUUAAAAGUUUCCCUUAAAAGUAUGAUUUUAAAAAAAUUCCCCCAAUUUGGCAAGAAAAUUCUUGUAAAUAUUUUCCGAAAAUGAGUAAAAAUCUUCCAAAAAAAUCCUAAAAAUAUCUAAAGUGAUUCCAUAUAUAUCAGUAAAACUUCUAAUAUUUUCUUUAAGAACAUUCACAAAAAAUCAACCAAAAUCAAGCGAAAUUCACUGGAUUUUGGUUGAUUUUUAUGUGAAUGUUCUUCAGAAACAUUUUUAACAUUUCUUUUUUCCACCAAAAAAAAUGUUCAAAGUUUUCCCAAAAAUGUUGAAAAUGUGGACAUCAGAAGUUUCACUGUGAAAUUUCUUUAUUUUUUCCCCACAUUUUCAAACUUUAAAACGGGUCAAUUUGACCUGCAGGACGACAUUUUUAGGAUUUUUUUUGGAAGAUUUUUUUAAACUCGUUUUGAAAAUAUUUACAAGAAUUUUCUUGCCAAAUUUGGGGGAUAAAAAAAAAACUUUUAAGGGAAACUUUUAAAGAAUUAUUGGAAUUGUCUUCCUGAAGGUUUUGCAAAUUUUCAGAAAUUUGGGGAAUUUUUUUGCUGAAUUUUGGGAUUUUUUUCAGACAAGGAAACAAUAUUUUUUGGUGCCCAUAAAUGAGGACAACAGGAGGGUUUAUUUUGCAGUUUUGUUCUGGACCAGAAUGUGGAUAUCCCUCAUUACUUGCACAUUUUCAGAAAUACGACACUAUGCAUGUAAUGUACGCCCAACUAUACCGUUAUUUCUUCCGUCUCGACAUGAAUGCAAUAUUAGCGACGUAGCACUGUGAGCGUUUCUGGUUAGUUCUUGAAGCUCGAGUCAACUCAAAGGACCUGAUCUGAAAUGACUCAAACUUGCUUUCUCUCGGUUCUUUUUUUUUUUUUUUUUAAGUUUAAUGUUAAGCUUUGGUGGGCUUAAGAUGGCACAUUAUGUAUCCUAACUAAUGAACAGUUUCAUAUCAAAACUAAAGACGGUGAAAUGGAGCUCGAGCACAUUUUGCAAUAAGUUUAUCAGCCAGCAGAGUGACCUUUGAGUACACAAUUAUCUGACUUUUCUCGCUUGUUUUUGGGAUGAAACCUUCCAUUUGUUUCCCUUCUCCUCCUCUCUUUUACUUUGAGCACUAACCCUGUGGUCUUUGUUCUAAUAGCCUUAUACUACUCAGUGUUUAAAAAUCAAAUCUACAUUUUUAGAAAACGCUAUUAUUUCCAACAUGUAUCCUUAAAGAUGGAAGACUGUACUUUGUAUUAAACCUGUUAUCUUUGAGAAGGUUUGGCAUGUUUAAAAGCAGAUUUGUGGUAUUUAUAACUUGUGGCAUUCUUGAACUAAUGAAAUGCAAUUAAAGAUGUCUAUAUUUAUUACCA